AUGAGUGACGCUACCAAUUUUAGUAUGCCUGAAGUUGACCAUGUGAAGGAGUUUCUUUUGAAUGAAAGCUACUUGCUCAACUGCAGCCACCCAGACAUCUUCAAUGUGACGCAAGCAGCCCCCAUACAGUAUGCCAGUGUAAUGUACGGUGGCAUAAUGCCCAUUCUGGUUGCUGUCACACUGCUGGCCAACUCGCUGAUCAUCGCCGUGCUCACUCGUCGACACAUGAAGACGCCCACCAAUUUGGUGCUAUUGUGGAUGGCCAUUGCCGACCUGCUCACUUUGCUGUCACCAGCUCCGUGGUACUUUUACAUGUACACAAUGGGCUAUCACUCUGUUCUCCUCAAUGGCUCUUUCCUCUGCUACGUGUACAAUGUCAUGACUGAACACGUUCCUAUUCUUUUACAUAACUCGUCAAUUUGGCUCACCAUUCUGCUUGCAGCUCAAAGGUACAUUUACAUCUGCCACCCUACCCUGGCAAAGACGCUAUGCACCAUACCCAAAGUCAAUCGGGCUGUUGUCACAAUUUUCAUUGCUUCAAUCUCGGUGCAAGCUAGUCGCUUUUUUGACACUCAGUAUGAAAGUGUAACGUGUGCUGACGACCAAAACAUGGCCACCACAGCUUGUCUGCAAAAAGUGUCUUCAUGGGUGACACGACCUGAAAUUUACUUUCCUCUCUACUUUGGUUUCCGCAUCGUCUUUGUCAACUUGGGGCCGUGCAUUGCACUGGUGAUUCUCAAUGUACUCCUCUUCAGUGCACUUCAAAGAGCUCAAAAAACGAGACUCAAGUUGCUUCAGGAUGGAAAUGCAUCUUCCCGCAAAAAACGCAAUGAUCUCAGCAACUCAACUACUUAUAUGCUUAUUGUCGUCGUCAGUGUCUUCCUUUGUGUGGAGAUUCCAAUGGCAAUAGCAACCAUAAUACACCUUUUGGUGAACAUGGAAAUAAUCACGUUUGAAGGCGACUCUCAUCGUCCGUUCACCCAAAUAACAGUACUGCUGGUUAACUUUAUCAUUAUGCUGAGUUUUCCGCUCAACUUUGCCAUCUACUGUGGCAUGUCUGCUCAGUUCCGAAACACCUUCAAGGCGCUCUUUGUUGGUCGACUGUUUAACCAACGGCUCAAUGGCAGCCAGUCACAGGCUGUACCACCUGACUGCAACACG
Rhagoletis zephyria (snowberry fruit fly) is the source of this 1161-nucleotide messenger RNA. Lineage: Eukaryota; Metazoa; Arthropoda; Insecta; Diptera; Tephritidae. The record is from RefSeq and is a predicted model, not a curated record.